AUGUCAAAAGCAGAGAGGCAACACCGUGUGACGGUGCUUCAUGACUACCUGCACUCCCAGCCAGAGCAGUGCAAAGUGCUUCGUUUUCAGGUGGCACAAGCAGUGAAGGCAGCCGUGGAGGCGGAGAAGACCUUGUACGACUCAGCUUACAGGAGUGGCCUGGCUGCCAAUGCUGCGAUGCAGGCCGCCCUGAAUCCCGCGCUGGCCUUUCCACCGUAUCAAGGUGAGCCAUUUGAAGCGGCGGCCGAUCACGUCAGCACAAAGGAUGUUGAGAGUGGUGCGGAGAAAGGUCUCCCGGUCUGCCAUCUCACUUGCCAUCAUCUAGGGGGCAAGAGCAGUGAUGCGGUGUCGUGGCCCUGGACUGAGAAAUCUGAAGCAUCAGCCUUUCUGAUGCUUUGA
Cladocopium goreaui is the source of this 399-nucleotide messenger RNA. The record is from the annotation of a GenBank genome assembly. NCBI's taxonomy places the organism in Eukaryota, Dinophyceae, Suessiales, Symbiodiniaceae.